Messenger RNA from Dentiscutata erythropus, 2744 nucleotides. The record is from the annotation of a GenBank genome assembly. Lineage: Eukaryota; Fungi; Glomeromycota; Glomeromycetes; Diversisporales; Gigasporaceae.
CUUGCGGAGAUGCUAAAGGGCUAAAAUUGCAUGUUAAAAGCAUUGGACUACGCCACUAUAAGUCACCUUUAGACACAUUCAAAUACUUUCCUUGCUAUGAUUUUACUUUAUUUUAUUGCAAUCCAACUGCAAUUAUUUCUAUUUUUGAAGUUUUCAAAUCAAUUGGCUUGGAUUUCGUAGAAAAUUUCCUAAGCAUUCAUUAUAUUUUACAAUCAAAAUAUAAUGAACUUACUAUUCCUGAGAGUUUGGUUGAAUUUGAAAAAAUUUUGGAAUGGUUAAUUCAAAACAAUUAUGACAUUGAUGUUAAAGACAAACUUCAUAACCAUUCUUUAUAUUAUCUUCUUAACGAAACCAGAUUGACAAUAUACUAUCCUGAGAUUAUUUUAAUUUUUUUGAGAAAUGGCUUAAAUCCUAACAUUUCUUUAUCUCCUGACAUUACAAAUUUAUUAUUCUAUGUCAUAUCCAGAAACUUCCCUGUUAAUUUUCUUGAGUUAAUCCUUAUGUAUCGGAUUGAUUUAACUUCUAAAAAUGCCGAGAGACUAGAUUUUCUUGGGUAUAUUAUAAAGCUUGAUAAGCUGGAAAUGUUACGAUGGGUUCUAUGCAACGUUCCUGAGUUUAAAGAAAAACAAACCAAAGUUUUUAGAGAGUUUAAUGCUCUUCAAUAUGCUAUGUAUCUCAAUGAUAUAGAAGCUAUAAAGUGUAUUCUAGAGUGUGCUCCUGUAUAUAGAGAUGCUAUGAUUAAAAAUGAUAAAGGCUUGAAUUCACUUGGACAAUUUAUACAGUUCAAUGAUCUAGAGUCAUUAAGAUGGGUUUUAUGUAAUAUUGAUGAAUUUGGAGAUAAGAUAGUUGAAGUAUGUGAAGGUUGGAAUGCGUUACAAUAUUCAAUGAAUAUUGAUAAUCUUGAAGCUGUUAAAUGUAUUUUAGAAAAUGCUCCUAUAUAUCAAAAUCCAAAUAUUAAAAAUGAAAUUGGAUUGAAUGUCCUUGGAUAUGUUAUACACCUUAACGAUUUAAAGGCUUUACAAUGGAUUUUGGAAUUUAUUCCCGAAUUUACUAGCAAUAUAAUAGAUGUUUGUGAAGGUUGGAAUGCUCUUCAGUUUGCUAUGGAAAUAAAUAAUAUUGAUGCUAUCAAAUGCCUUUUAGAAAAAAAUGCAUCUGUAUAUAGAGAUAUUUCUAUUAAAAAUAGUAAGGGGUUUAAUGUUCUUGGUCAGAUGAUUUGUGACAGCCAAGUAGAAGCAUUAGAAUGGAUUUUGGAAAAUAUUACCGAAUUCGAAGAUGGGAUCAUUAAUAUUUUUGAAAACCAAUAUGCUCUUGAAUAUGCUAUUAUUAAUAAAAAAUGGGAAGAAAUGAAAUAUAUUUUGAAGAAAGCUCCAGCAAAUAAAUAUAUCCCGAUAAAAAACGAUAAGGGAUUCAAUUUUCUUGGACAAAUCAUUUUUAAUAAUCAUUUAGAAAUAUUAAAAUGGAUUUUGGAUAAUAUUCCUGAAUUUAAAAACAAUGUUGUUGAAGUUUGUGAUGAGUGGAAUGCUCUUCAAUUUGCCAUGAACCUUAAUCAUUUUGAGGCAGUAAAAUGUCUUUUAGAAAAAACUUCUGUAUAUAGGAGUAUAACAAUUAAGGACAUUUUUGGAUUGAAUGUUAUUUGUCAUUUUAUACAAUUUAAUAAUUUAGAGAUGUUACAAUGGAUUCUUAAUAACGUUCCUGAAUUUACUAAUAAUACCACAGAAAAAUGGAAUUCACUUCAGUUUUCUAUGGACAUUAAUAACCCAGAAGCUGUACAAUGCCUUUUAGAGAAGGUUCCUCUAUACAAAGAUAAUAUAAUUAUCAAAGAUAGUGGCGGAUUGAACAUUCUUGGCUAUGCUAUUUACAAUAACCAGUUGAAUUUGUUAGAAUGGAUAUUAGACUAUAUUCCUAAAUUUAAAAAUGAGAUAAUUAAAGUUCACGAAGAUCGGAAUGCACUUGAAGCUGCAAUGGAUGUUAAUAAUCCAUUAGUUAUAAAAUGUCUUUUGGAAAAAGCUCAUGUGUACCAAGAUAAAAAUAUUAAAAAUAGUUCUGAACGGAAUAUUCUCGGCCAUGUUAUUUAUCAUAACCAAUUAGAAUUAUUGGAAUGGAUGUUGAAAAAUACUCCUAAAUUUGGAAAUAAUAUAGUCAACGUGUGGAAGAAUUAUAAUGCACUUCAAUUUGCAAUGUGUCAAUUUAAUACAGAAGCUAUAGAAUGCCUCUUAUAUAAUACUCAAGAAUAUAGAGAUGUUUCAAUUAGAUAUGAGGGACGAAAUGUUCUUGGGCAUACUAUUUAUCACAACCAAUUAGAGGCAUUGCAACGUAUCUUAGAAAAUAUUCCUGAAUUUAAGAAUAAUAUUGUUGAUGUUUAUGGUGGAUAUAAUGCUCUUCAAUUUGCAAUGUACCAGGAUAAUAUGGAAGCAGCUAUAUGUAUCUUAGAUAAGGCUCAUUUAUAUAGGGACGCUACAAUAAAAAUUAAUGAAGAGAAAAUUGAAGGGUUGAAUAUUCUUGGAUAUGCUAUUCGUUAUAAUCAAUUAGAAGCACUAGAAUGGAUUUUAAAAAAUAUUCCUCAGUUUAGGAAUGAAAUAAUUGAUGUAUGUGAAAGUAAAAAUGCUCUUAAAUAUGCAAAAUGUCGGAAUAAUGCUAAGGCUAUUAAAUGCCUUAUAGAAAAUUCUCAAACAUAUAGAGAUUUAGCAAUAAGAGAUGAGGAAUUAAAUAUUUUCGAAUGGGCUUAUAAAAAUAAAAGACAUGAG